GACUGUAAUUUAUACAUGAGAUACUGGUAUAUUCUGUUCUCGUUUCACAACCCAACGCAACCUGCUUCUGUUCCAGCUUUGACUUCAGAAUCUAUUUCUUCAUUUCGAGUGGUUAUGGCGGUGGUUUACGACGAUGAUCCCAUGGUGGUUCCCAACCUCUCUCCACCCAAUACCUAUGAAGCCGUCGUCAAUGGUGGCACCUUUGACCGAUUGCAUGACGGCCAUCGCCUCUUUCUCACCGCUUCAGCUCAAUUGGCAAGGAACCGGAUUGUGAUUGGAGUUUGCGAUGGACCUAUGCUUGAAAAGAAACAGUUUGCUGAACUCAUACAACCAAUUGAGACGAGGAUACAAAAUGUCAAAACUUUCAUAAAGUCUAUCAAGCCAGAGCUGGAAGUGCAAGCUUUACCAAUCACUGAUCCGUAUGGCCCUUCCAUUAUAGAUGAAAAAUUGGAGGCUGUGAUUGUGAGCAAAGAGACUUUACCUGGUGGGUUGGCAGUAAACAGAAAAAGAGCAGAAAGAGGCCUUUCGCAGUUGAAGAUUGAAGUUGUAGAUUUGGUCUCUGGAGAAUCAGGUGAAAUUAAGCUGAGUUCAUCAAUGUUGCGAAAGCUUGAGGCUGAAAAAGCCCAUAAAUCAAGCACAAUACCACAGACAUCACAUAGUAGUAACAAAGAUUUGUAGAUAUAUACAAAAACAAAGAUACAAUGUAAGAUGUCCAUUAAAAUGAAUGAUUUGAUGACAAAAUCCUUUUUAAGUUAUGUUGAACUGAAGAAACAAGCACAAAAAGACAUAGAACGAGAUCUGGACAUUGAAGCAGGGACACUCAACCCAACACAAGACCCUAACCUCUCUCAAUUCUUCCAAGAAGUUGAAGCACUCAAGGUUGAAAUGGAAGAGAUCACCAAUCUCUUAUUAGAUCUUCAACAACUAAAUGAAGAGACAAAAUCCACUCAUAGUGCUAAAAUUCUACGAGGGCUAAGAGACCGAAUGGAUUCCGAUAUGGUUGCCGUGCUUCGCAAGGCAAAUAUAAUCAAGGCAAGGUUAGAGGCACUUCAAAAAUCUAACAUUGUGAAUCGAAGCAUAUCAGAAUGCUACAAAGAAGGGAGCCCUAUUGAUAGAACAAGAGUGUCUGUCACAAAUGGUUUGAAGGUUAAGCUUAGGGACAUGAUGAAUGAUUUUCAGUCCUUAAGGGACAAGAUUGUGUUGGAUCAUAAGGAAGAUUUGAAGAGAAGGUACUAUACGGUAACGGGCGAGGUACCUAGCGAUGAGGUUAUGGAGAAGAUGAUAUCAGGGAGUCUAAAAGUUGAGUUUUUGGCUGGGAAAACAGAUGCUGAUAUGGGUACUCAAGUUAGGCAUGAGGCAGUGAUGGAUAUUCAGAGGAGUUUGAAUAAGCUUCAUCAGGUUUUUCUUGAUAUGGCUAUUUUGGUUGAGACUCAAGGAGAAAAAGUGGAUAACAUUGAGGAUAAUGUGGCAAAUGCUGGUCACUACAUCCAUGGUGGAACUAAUAGUCUUUAUUAUGCAAGCCAGAUGAAGAAGAGGAACAGGAAAUGGUUCUAUUGGGUUUUGGCUGUGAUGUUUAUUGUACUGCUGGUGUGUAUCAUUGCAAUGUUUGCUUCUUGAAUGGAGCUAGCUAUU
This is a messenger RNA of Cicer arietinum (chickpea), 1632 nucleotides long. Its product is annotated as syntaxin-112. The record is from RefSeq and is a predicted model, not a curated record. Gene Ontology annotation, cellular component: membrane. Gene Ontology annotation, biological process: coenzyme A biosynthetic process; vesicle-mediated transport. NCBI's taxonomy places the organism in Eukaryota, Viridiplantae, Streptophyta, Magnoliopsida, Fabales, Fabaceae. Gene Ontology annotation, molecular function: dephospho-CoA kinase activity; pantetheine-phosphate adenylyltransferase activity.